CCUUCACAGGGUUAAAGACCUUGGCCAGAGCAGCUGCCUUCGGUAGUGGGCGUGGCAUUUAAAGGGCUGCGUGAGUGAUCUGUACGGUAUGCAGGAUGGGCCAAUCAGCAUCCAGCAGCGGCAGCGGCUCUUCACACUGCAGUAACAGCGGAGCACUCGCGAGCUGCACACGAUCGCGCGUGCGAGGAGUGUUCUGUUCGCCACAUACCGCUGACAGGUUAGACGAGAAUCCGAUGAAAACUAAGGAGCUGCCGACUGUUCAGAAGUGCUGGCGGGACGACUAUAAAGAGGGGAAGACUUCUGUGGAUGUAGGAGUACCUGAGCCGAAAAAACUGAUUUUAAACGAGAGUUCUUCCGGUAAUCAACAUGCGCCUGAAAACUUGAUUUUUCUGAGUCGCGCGACGGACUUCGAGAGUCAAGUUUCGGAUUCCCAAGGCGGACAGAAAGAAGGGCGGGAGGAGAACCAUGAGUGUUGCGUCUCGCCGUGGGACAUGGAAAGAGUGUCAGAAGGUGCCGUGAGUCCAGGCAGAGUUUCGGAGGAAAAUGUGACCCAGUGCCUGAACACGCCAGACUUUCUAGUAGACUUCAGUUGUUCGUCUCCGUUAGCUAAACACAAAAUGACCAAAAGUACGUUGAAACCCUCCCUGUCCGAUCGACGGAGUGGAGAAGGGGAGCAACAAGCUUCAAACCCGUUCCCUAGGAUUAUUCCCAAACUAAUAGUCACCCAUGAUGAUCUAGGUCCUGGUCAGGAGAGUCCGCACAUCACUGAUUUGACACUGAGCAUGGGCGGCUUUUCACUGGACCUGCAUCCCGAUGAGGACUCGCCCUGCUCGGACAGCGGCUGUGGAGGCUCCCCUGCGCCCUCUCUGUUCCACAGAAAACUGUCCAGCUCCUCUUCAGCUGGAUUAUCCUCUGCUUCGUCGUUUGAGGAGUCUGAGGAUGAUUUCACAGGCAGCGAUGUUGAGCCCACCAGCCUGUCCCCCAGUAUGUUCGGCAGUCCUGAAGAACUGGCAGGGGCUAAGUCGUGGAGGAAGUUAAAGACCAUGGUGCAUUGUUCUCCAUUUGUGGUUUCCUUUAAGAAAAUAUAUCCUUGGGUUCAGCUCGCAGGCCACGCAGGUAGUUUCCAGGCAGGAGAGUAUGGGAAACUGUUGAAGAAGUAUUGUGAAUGUGAACAUCAGUGUCUCGAGAAGCUGAUGAAUGACAACCUCCGGCCAUUUGUACCUGGUUAUUAUGGUGUCGUACAGCAGAACAACCAGGAUUACAACCUAAUGGAUGAUCUGCUGACCGACUUUGACUCCCCUUCAAUCAUGGAUUGCAAGAUGGGAAGCAGGACAUACCUGGAGGAAGAGCUGGUAAAAGCCCGUGAGCGUCCUCGUCUCAGGAAGGACAUGUAUGAGAAAAUGGUGGCUGUGGACCCGGGAGCGCCCAGUCCGGAGGAGAGAGCCCAGCAGGCCGUUCUCAAACCUCGAUACAUGCAGUGGAGGGAGACACUGAGCUCAACCGCCACUCUUGGCUUCCGCAUAGAGGGCAUCAAGAAGGCAGAUGGCACAUGCAACACCAGCUUUAAAAAAACCAAACAUAAGGAGCAGGUGAUGAAGGCCUUGGGUGACUUUGUGGAUGGAAACACACAGUUAUUGAGGAGUUAUCUGCAGAGACUAGAGGAGCUGCGCAGUGCUCUAGAGACGUCAGAGUUUUUCAGAACACACGAGGUGGUUGGGAGUUCUUUGCUGUUCGUGCACGAUGCUUCAGGCCUGGCCCGAGUAUGGAUGAUUGACUUUGGUAAGACCAUCCCACUGCCGUCACCCCAAACCCUGGACCACCGAACGCCCUGGGCCGAAGGAAACCGGGAGGACGGGUACCUGUGGGGUCUGGACAACCUCAUUCAGAUCUUUGGUAACAUGCUGCAGGACUCAACCUCUCCCUCACCCUGAUGGAUGCACCGAACAUGCCCGAAGGAUCACGUGUAGGGACACGUUGAUCGAGGGAUCCUUCCUUCUGAUAGGAGGUGUGCAACAGGAUCAGUCCUGAAAUUGUGCUGAGGGAGAGAUAGAAAGCCAACAGAGCACGAGUGGAAAAACUCAAGCUCAUUUUGUUGACUCGGUGCUCCACAAACUCACGUUAGACAUUCCUUUUUUGGACAUGUGGUCUUGCAGAUACACAGAAGCUCCACAACAGUCAAAUUACACUGAUACUGAACCCAAACAGACGGUGAGGAGCAACAGAUGAGAAGCGACUAUCAUUUUUUAAAGGAUGCACAAACAUGAUUAUUCUUUAAAGAACAUUUGCUAAGUCUUUUUUCUCUUUUUUACCUACAAGUUUGAUGAUAACACUAUCACACUAGAAUGUGCUUUCCUUUGUUUUGUUUUUUCCCUUGUAAAUUUCUCUUUGGGGUUCUACGGUUAUGUAAAUAGUGUGUAUUUAAUUUUUUUUUUUUUACAUUUUUAUUUUAUAAUAAUUUAGGUUUUUGCUUUGAUUUUGUUUCCGUAAUCUAAUUAGUACCUCAUUUAUUUCUGAAAGGUGAUCUAACUGCCAAACUACAGGCAGACUGUCAUCUUUUUUUCCUCCCCCUGUGGUCUUCUAAUCUUGAAGUUGAAAGUUGAAAACAGUUAACAGAUUGGCUCAGUCAGAGGUAAAGUUUGACACAAACAUUUUUGCACUAAACUAACCCCUCAUAACGUGGAUAGUUAGACUCUACCAAGAUUGUGUUUCUUCUAUUUACUGAUCAGAAUUAGAUGCAGUGUUUUUUAAAGGGACAGUUCACCCAAAAAUGAAAAUUGUCAUCAUUUACUCACCCUCAAGUUGUUCCAAACCUGUAUGAAUUUCUUUCAAUGUUCUUUAAAAUAUGGUGUUCAGCAGAAGAAAGAAAUUCAUACAGGUUUGGAACAACUUGAGGGUGAGUAAAUGAUGACAAUUUUCAUUUUUGGGUGAACUGUCCCUUUAAAAGUAGCCACAGUUACAAAUAUACAUAAGUGUAAUAGAUAUUUAUAUACACGUGUUGAUGGAAUAGUUUGAUCUGUUUGUUCACUUACUGGUUUUUAAGGUAACCCAUCAGUAACUGACCUGUUUGCAGUGUUAGUCAUAUGGUUUAGUUUCUAGGUUAGCCAAAAAGGCGUUUGAGAAUUUAACCUCCUUUAUCUGCCCCAACAACCUGAUUCUUUUUUUCUUUAAAUACAAAUAGAAUAUUUUUUUAAUUUUUGUAUUGGUUCCCACAAAAGAAUGACCUCUGUGGAGUUGAGCAGCUUCAUUGCGAUCAUGACAUUAUUGCAUGCAUGAAGAACAAAUCUGACAGGUUGAGAUAGUUGAUCUUGCAAACUGUGGUGGAAAAUUUAUUUUGGUGCACAUAAGCAGAUUAUGGCCACUGAUGUCAUCUUGUCGCUGGAAUGCAUUAGUUCUCAAAUUAGUGCUGUGGUCAGCUUAAAAAAAACACAGAAACCAAACUUUUUCCAUCAUCACUUCAUGUUUACUCAUUUCAGAGAUAGACAUAAAAAGAUAAUAUCCUCUUCAAGAUCACAAACAUGGUGUUAAAGUGAUUACCUCACCUGGACGCUUUGAGUUGAUGUUAGUUUACAGAACGCGAUGUUCUACCACUAUUUGUGUAUGUGUUUAUCUUACAGCUUCAGAGAUUGUAUUUUCCAUCUUGAGCGGGUCUGCACAUGGUCUGUUGAUGUGUCUGUCAGUAUUUCCCCAUCUGACUGUGAACAUAAAGUGUCACCCGUUCCUCUGGAGAUCCACUGACUUGUUUACAGAUUAUGUAAAGUAUUAUGUAUCAUUCAAUUUGUUGAAAUUGGUUUCUAACUACUGUAGAUAACAUGUUUUAUAUUGGAAAGAGAUAUAUAUUGGAAACUGGAAGGUGCGUUGCCCUUUUGAGUUGUCUCAGCCCAUUUAAUACAGUUUGAGAUGGCAGUUUAAUUGACACGCUGAGCAUUUGUACUCGCAUCACCUUGAAUCAUUGUUGUCUUCAAAGCCAAUACAAUAAACUGGAACUAUUAUUGUUUAAUAUA
Messenger RNA from Ctenopharyngodon idella (grass carp), 4001 nucleotides. It is a transcript of the gene itpkcb, whose product is annotated as inositol-trisphosphate 3-kinase Cb. The record is from RefSeq and is a predicted model, not a curated record. The coding region runs from base 96 to 1931 and encodes 611 amino acids. Lineage: Eukaryota; Metazoa; Chordata; Actinopteri; Cypriniformes; Xenocyprididae. Gene Ontology annotation, biological process: inositol phosphate biosynthetic process. Gene Ontology annotation, molecular function: inositol tetrakisphosphate kinase activity; inositol-1,4,5-trisphosphate 3-kinase activity. The transcript is spliced from 7 exons. Gene Ontology annotation, cellular component: nucleus; cytoplasm.